Molecule: messenger RNA, 570 nt
Organism: Gongylonema pulchrum
Lineage: Eukaryota; Metazoa; Nematoda; Chromadorea; Rhabditida; Gongylonematidae
Source: the annotation of a GenBank genome assembly
AAAACAGAGCUCUCAGAUGAGGCAAAAUUGGACAGCCGAGAAACGUCCGAAAAAGUUGGUGAGAUCAAAAGAGGCACAGAAUAUAGAUUCAAACGACUGUUUGGCUAUAAAUCUAAAGAUGCGGACGAAUUCUAUGAUGCAUCGUCAGCUCCACCGGAAAAUCGACUUGGUGAUCAAGAGCAUAAUCGGCCGUCAGAUUCGGCUCAGCAAGCACCAGACCAAAAGCCGUUUAUAUCAGAGUUAUCAUGGGAGAAAUCGGGUACGGCAAGAGCGGAUUCGCAUGGAGAAUUCACUGGGCGAAAAACUCCGGAGAAAGGACACCGAUCUGUGGUUCAUGUAGAUGCAAACAGCGGUGGCGAAACAUCGGACGAGCCGUAUAAGUUCACGCAAACACCGCCCGAUGUCCCAGUUUCAGUGGUUCAAACAUCCGAAACAAAAGGGUCGCGCGGCUUUGUCGAACAGAUCAAGCGACAAGUGACGCAGGUGUGUAUCUGCAAAACUCAUGCAAGACGAUCUCUUAAGUACCUCAAGAUUUUCCAGCGGAUUCCUUUUGGUGGUAGCUCGCAAUAG